Scophthalmus maximus (turbot) is the source of this 2807-nucleotide messenger RNA. Its product is annotated as hepatoma-derived growth factor. The coding region runs from base 387 to 1058 and encodes 223 amino acids. NCBI's taxonomy places the organism in Eukaryota, Metazoa, Chordata, Actinopteri, Pleuronectiformes, Scophthalmidae. Gene Ontology annotation, cellular component: nucleus. Gene Ontology annotation, biological process: regulation of transcription by RNA polymerase II. The record is from RefSeq and is a predicted model, not a curated record. Gene Ontology annotation, molecular function: double-stranded DNA binding; transcription coregulator activity. The transcript has 6 exons.
AACCCCAGUCCGAGGAGGAGGGAAAGCGCGUAAACCAAACAGUAACAGCGUUUACGUAAAACGUUACUCAAACGUGCAUCUGAACGGAAUUGCUCUCGCCGGUCGUGCUAACAUCCCACAGAAUCAGCGAAGAGAAAGAAGAAAAAAAAGAGAAAAAAAGAAAAGGUCGUCCGUCCGUCCGUCCGUCGCGUUUUUCGCUCCAGCUUUUUUUUUCUCUGCUCCGCCUGGUUUCAUUUGGCGAACCGACGCUUGGCUCGGUCGUUGCAGGUGUUCACCGAUCCCGGGUUCUGUACCACCGCUGUGUGUGUGUGUGUGUGUGUGUGUGUGUGUGUCUGUGUUAGUGUGUCACGCAUAAUCCGACGCAGCGAGCUAUUUCUGCAAGAAACAUGCCGAGGUCCAACAGGCAAAAGGAAUACAAACCCGGAGAUCUCGUCUUCGCCAAGAUGAAGGGGUAUCCACACUGGCCUGCGAGGAUUGAUGAGUUACCUGAAGGAGCAGUGAAGUCGCCUUCAAACAAAUACCAGGUGUUCUUUUUUGGAACACAUGAGACGGCGUUCCUGGGGGCCAAGGAUUUGUUCUCGUAUGAUGAAUGUAAGGAGAAGUUUGGGAAAUCAAACAAGAGGAAAGGCUUUGCUGAGGGACUCUGGGAGAUCGAGAACAACCCCACCGUCACGCAUGAAGACUACGAGUCAUCGAAGAAGGAUAACGCAUCUGAAGGAGCAGUAGAUGAAGGUAGUUCAGAGAAAGCUGAUGCCGAGGGCAGCAGUGAUGAGGAUGAAGGGGCCCUGGUCAUUGACGAGAAGAACGAGAGGGGAGGAGGCAAGCGAAAAGCGGAGGAUUCCACAGAGGCCUCUCCGAAGCGGCCGAAGGAUACAGGAGUGGAAGGUGACACUAAAGUAGACGGCAGCAAGUCUAACUCGGAGGCCAAGCUCAACGAUGUGGCUGGGCCCAAGGCGACUGCUCCCUCUUCACAGAGCGAGUCAAAACCAGAGGCCCAGGAAAAGGCUCCAGCAGGAGGCCAGCUAACAGCAGAUAAGCCUGUGACAGGUAGUGCUUAACAUCCACUCAGAAGAAAACCAAGAACCGUUGACGCUUGGAAUUGAAGCGUCAAUGCGGUUCCCUGCAGGAUGCCACAUCUCAGCUGUUUAAUUCAUAGGAAAAUUUUAAAAAGCCUAAGUGUUUGUAUUGAGAGAAAAGCAAAUCCUCAUUUACCAUUUUUGGGAUAUCAUAUAUCCCAGGGAUUAAAAAAGUUUGCUAAUCUGAUUUCAAACAAUUGAACUGAGCACUUUAAGGCUCAUUUAUAAAUGGGAUUUUGGUGUGUAUAUAUUUUUUAUUUCUAAGUGCAAUUACAUAAUUACAAAGACUAAAUGCUAGGUGUCAAAACAUUUUCUUUUUUCAUUUAGAGGGAAUAAACACUGAAAAUAAAGUAAAGGAAAUUUAAAAAAUGAAAACAUUUAAGCAGCAAUUAUCUGACAAUGGUUCCUGUUUGGUGGUUUUAAAACGUAGAUCUUGUACAGGAAUAAAAAAGAACAAAAUGUCACCCAUGCUCUCAGCUUUAGUUCAUGAAUUACAUGUCUCAGCCUCAUCUGAAUCAUUUAGUCACUCGUAGGAUUUAUGAUUUGCACCUUUUUCACUGCCCCAUUGUAGUAUGCUUCAUUGCAUGUGACCAAAUUACGUGAUUAAUUUUACAGGAUCCCACAUAUGGCCUACUUGGCUUUUGAACGUAUUAAACAUGUAAGCCCCGUUUAAGAAGUAAACAAUUUUACGAUUUAAAAAGUUUCUUUGCAAGAGCCUCUGUAAAUUUCUUCUAACUGAUGUGCAUCACUGAAAGCAGAAAUACAUUCCUGAAUGUUGAUGUGUCCGAGCUCCGUUUUUGUGGAGGUGGAGUGACGGCAUUUUUGAGGGGGGAAAUUGAUAGUUGUCUUUCUCUUUGGAAAUUGUGUCAAACUCUUUCAAAUCCAUCGACUCAACUCUCAUGUUGUUUUAAUUUCCUGUUUAGCUCACAUUAUCGCUGCCAUUUGUUGAUACUGGACAUGUAAUUGUGAAGAACACAUGGUUGCAUUCAGUACUAAGUUGUUCCAAAUAUUUUUCAGCUCUGAAAUAUAUUGUUGACAUUGUUAAUACCAACUUGUGAUCUACACAAAGUGUUUUUGUGAGAAAUUGAAUUGAGAGAGAAUCUGUAGAGUGAACAAUGUGUAAAUCUCAAGUUUUUGACUUUUUUGCUUUUUCGGACCCUCCAAACUGGAUCCUGGGUCUGUUCUACUUCGGUGGUCUUAUUAUUUUUUUCGCUGUGAAACAAAGUUGUGAUGUUUUAAAGAUGUUUGAUCCAAACAUUUGUUUUGACAUGUUCAAACUUUAUCAAUAUGUGGUUAAUAUGUGGUGUUGUUAUUUUCCACUAUAUGUGAUUUAUAAGGUGCAAGAUUGUUUUUUCUUUUCUUUUAAAUUCUUGGCCUUUUCACCAUGUUACUUGGAUGUCCUAGUCAUUGCUUCAGUGUCGUGUAUUUGGCAACAUGAGGCCAUAGUUUAUCAAAUAAAAACUUAAGGGAAAUCACAGGUCAUGAAAGUGAAAAUAUUUCUUGCUGUUGUUUUAAAGAUGGACACCUAUCUAUCACCACACCACUGAUUUCAAUUCAAUUUCAAAUGCCCCACUCAGAUCUGCAGUUAAUUCCAAGGGUAUGAUUUGGUAAGUGUAAUUCUUGGUUUUGCUUUCUGUGUUACUUUUGGAAGCUGCCAUUCAUCUUAAUCUGCUGCUUAGUUUACUGUUGUAGUUGCCAGUCCAUUUAAUAAACCAGUUGAUUACAAAAAAA